Molecule: messenger RNA, 970 nt
Organism: Conger conger (European conger)
Lineage: Eukaryota; Metazoa; Chordata; Actinopteri; Anguilliformes; Congridae
Product: troponin I, fast skeletal muscle-like
Exons: 8
Coding region: 167-703 (178 amino acids)
Biological process (GO): muscle contraction
Cellular component (GO): troponin complex
Source: RefSeq, a predicted model, not a curated record
UUUCUGUCACGAGCGCCCGUGUCAGUGCUGAAGCCCAGCUCCUUACUUUUCCUCUCCCAGGGUAAAGUGUCUUAUUCAUGGUAUUCUGAGAUCUGUUUAUCCUGAUUUCCUCAAACGUGCUGGGAUUGAAGUUCUUAAGAGGGUGUGACCAGAAAAGAGAGCCAAGAUGUCAGACAAGAAGAUGUCCUCGAGUCGGAAGCAUAACCUCAAGAGCUUGAUGCUGAACAUCGCUAAGGGCUUGCUUGCGGCCGAAGCGAAGGAGGCGGAGGAGGAGAGGGUGCGGUACAUGGAGGAGCGCUGCCCGCCCCUGAGCUUACCUGGAUCUCUGCAGGACCUGCAGGAGCUGUGUAAGAAGCUCCACGCCAGGAUUGAUCAGGGAGAGGAGGAGAGAUACGACAUGGAAGUAAAAGUCGACAAAUGUGAUAAGGAGGUUGAAGACCUGAAGAUCAAAGUACAAGACCUGAAAGGCAAGUUCAAGAAACCAGCCCUGAGGAAGGUGCGCAUGUCUGCCGACGCCAUGCUCAAGGCCCUGCUGGGCUCCAAGCACAAGGUCAACAUGGACCUGAGAGCCAACCUCAAACAAGUGAAGAAGGAGGUGAAAGAGGAGGACAAGGACCUGCGCGAUGUUGGCGACUGGCGUAAGAACGUUGAGGACAAGGCCGGCAUGGGCGGCAGGAAGAAGAUGUUUGAGGCAGAGGGUUAGACGAAUUCUGAUGCUGGGUUCACAGCUGCCAUCUUGAAAUGCUCUUGUCGGCCGAAUAACUUUCUAUUUGGACUCUCUCUUCAUUCAUACUCUCAUGUGCACAUGGUCAUCUUUUUUUAAAUUAUUGUAUUUUGAAGUGAAAAUUCAGUUUUUUUUUUUGUUUUCUCUGUACUGAAAAAUGUUACACAUAAAAUGUUACUCAGAAACACAAAUCUAGGCUGACUUCCAAUGCUUCAUUGUUAAUAAAUAAAUAAUUUAAAUCACAAA